AUGGCCUUACCUCCGGACGUUGAAGCAGCAUACACAAAGAUCAUUGACUCUAUUCUUGCUGAAAGCGACUUGAACACCAUCUCAGAGAAGCGAAUCCGAAAGGGUCUUCAAGCUGCUGUCGACCAUGACAUCACUCCGCAAAAGAAUGAGAUCAAACAGUUAAUUCUCGCUCGUUUCGAUAAGGCGAGCGAGCGAGCAUUCGCCGCAGACGCUACAGUAGAUGGCUCUGGUGCGCAAUCCAACGGGCAUGCCACGGCCACCACCGAGGCCCACAGAUCAUCCGACGAACCGUCCUCCCCGCCGCCAUCCAAACACAAGAGAGAGCACGAUUCUGUCGAAUACCCCGAAGAGAGCGCCCCGCCCGCCAAGAAGAAGAAACAGGACUUGAUUGACGAAGACGCAGUUUUUGCUGCAAAGCUUCAAGCCGAAGAGAAUAGCCGCGCGCGACCCACACGAGCCGGGGCAACGCGCCGCAAGCCCGUCGUGAACAAGAAGAAAUCUUCAACCAAGAAGAAGUCUUCAAACAAAGUCGCCUCUGACGGUAGCGACGCAGGGUCAGGCUCUGAUGAUGAAGGGAAAGACGAGAAGAAAGUCAACCGAACAGGCGGAUUCCAUAAACCCUUACUCCUAUCGCCGGCCUUAUCUGAACUUGUCGGCGGCGAGACAAGCAUGUCUCGACCCCAGAUUGUAAAAAAUGUCUGGGCCCAUAUUAAGGAACAUGGCCUCCAAGAUCCCAAUGACAAGCGACAAAUCUGCUGCGAUGAUGCCAUGCGCGCCGUCUUCAAACAAGACCGCGUACACAUGUUCACCAUGAAUAAGAUUAUCAACCAAAACGUCUAUGCCAUGGACGAAUGA
Messenger RNA from Xylona heveae TC161, 855 nucleotides. Its product is annotated as SWIB-domain-containing protein. Gene Ontology annotation, cellular component: nucleus; RNA polymerase I upstream activating factor complex. The record is from RefSeq and is a predicted model, not a curated record. Lineage: Eukaryota; Fungi; Ascomycota; Xylonomycetes; Xylonales; Xylonaceae. Gene Ontology annotation, biological process: nucleolar large rRNA transcription by RNA polymerase I; transcription initiation at RNA polymerase I promoter. The transcript has 5 exons. The coding region runs from base 1 to 855 and encodes 284 amino acids. Gene Ontology annotation, molecular function: RNA polymerase I cis-regulatory region sequence-specific DNA binding.